UACGCAGCAGUGGAUUGUGACCUCUUGGCCCUCCCUGCUUGUAGCCGGGCACAGAGUCUCUCACUCUGGCUUGUGCCUGCACUCCAGCCGAGCGUGUCUGCGAGGUUUGGAGCGAGCAGCGAGGAUAGCCUUGGUGCUGGUCUCGUGCUCUGGGAGCUGCUGACAGCCGCUCUCAGUGCUCGUCCCCAGAGCCACUGGAACUUCUUCCCCGCCCUGCCUGGCUCAGGCAGCCGGGGCACCCAGGAGGCCGCAGCAGCAAAGGGAACCGCGUGACCCCUGCUGCUGCAGCAGCGGGCUGAGGAGCAGCCCCUCAUCCCUCGUGGUGCUCUCCUGCCCACCACAGCAGCUGGACAGCAUGGCCAGUGAGCCGGACCACCGCUGCCCCAUUUGCCUGGACACCAUGGAUGACGCCAGCUACGCGAUGCCGUGCCUGCACCGCUUUUGCUUUGGCUGCAUCCGUCGCUGGACCCAGAGCAGGCCCACGUGCCCCCUCUGCAAUCGCCGGCUGAGGUCCAUCUUGCACUCGGUGCGUGCGGACAACAGCUUUGAGGAGUUUGUUGUCAGACGGCCUGGGAGGGCCAGAAGAGCACCCCAACGCCAAAGAGGGGCGGUGCCCACCUGGGCGUCCAUGUUCUGCCACCACCCAUCUGUGCUCCGGCCCCUGCUGCCCUGGCUGCACCAGGAGAUGAGGCAGCUCUUUGGGGCUGACAGCAUGGCAGCCUUUUCAGCCUUCCAGCUCGCCGUCUUUGGCCUGUGCUGCUUUGGCCUGGACGAGGGAGCGCUGACCCUGUGGCUGUUCAGCUCCCUGCGAAGCCACGCCGCCGUCUUUGUACGACGGCUCGCUGUCCAAGCUGUGCAGCUGUGCAGCGGGGAGGUGCGACGCCUGCUGGGCCUGGAUGCCUCCCGUGCUGCCACAGGGCAGGAGGGCAGCCCUGCAGCUGCCCGCGGCGCAGCUGCCUCCUCAACAGAAGCUGCCGACCGCAGCCCGCAGCCCUCCGGCAGCAGCUGGGAAGCCAACGUGGAGGAGGAGCUUCCUGUCCCCUCAACCGCUGCCCUUAGUGAGGGUCCCAGCCAGCCUCCGUCCAUCCUGGCUCCGCUGCGGACCGUCCAAGAAGCAGCCCAGGAGGAGCCGGAGGAGGCAGUGCCGGGUCCCUCGAGUGCCAGCACGGUCAGGGAGCGCUCACGCAGGGUGCCUCGGCGAGCCCCGAAGAGGAGGGCACACACCUCUGAGGCCUCUGCACCUCCUGCCAAGAGGCCACCCCGCCGGCAGCACUAGGACACCGCCCCAGCAGCUGGCGAGAACAGGGCUGCCCUAGCAGUCCAAAGUCCGCCCUCCAGAAGUCCAAGAUUGCAGUAUUGUUGCCUGCUUUCCUGACUUCACCAGGAACCAAUCUCAAACUCUGUCAUUUUUCGGUCACUGUGCCCAAGAUGGCUUAUGAGCACCAUGUCUCCUGCCCAUCCUUCUCUGCUUUCUCUGUUUGUAAACAGAAGACUAGUGGGGCACUUCCCCCUGUAGGCUCUCUUACCUGCUGUGUCUGGAAAUUAUCUUCCACACACUCCAGGAGCCUCUCAGACUUCUUCCUCACUGCUGUUUUGUUUUUUCUGCAAGCAUCUGACCAUUGGAAGCCCCCCCACAAAAUACAAGGGGUUUGGAAUGAUACUAGAAAGCUAAUUAUGACAUCAAUAACAGUAAAUAAAUGUUUGACCCUGUGUUCUGACCCAGAAA
Molecule: messenger RNA, 1726 nt
Organism: Gallus gallus (chicken)
Lineage: Eukaryota; Metazoa; Chordata; Aves; Galliformes; Phasianidae
Exons: 2
Coding region: 356-1276 (306 amino acids)
Biological process (GO): protein polyubiquitination; protein monoubiquitination
Molecular function (GO): metal ion binding; ubiquitin protein ligase activity
Source: RefSeq, a predicted model, not a curated record